Erinaceus europaeus (western European hedgehog) is the source of this 4954-nucleotide messenger RNA. It is a transcript of the gene NPAS4, whose product is annotated as neuronal PAS domain protein 4. The coding region runs from base 1810 to 4224 and encodes 804 amino acids. The transcript is spliced from 9 exons. Lineage: Eukaryota; Metazoa; Chordata; Mammalia; Eulipotyphla; Erinaceidae. The record is from RefSeq and is a predicted model, not a curated record. Gene Ontology annotation, molecular function: protein dimerization activity; RNA polymerase II transcription regulatory region sequence-specific DNA binding; DNA-binding transcription factor activity, RNA polymerase II-specific. Gene Ontology annotation, biological process: regulation of transcription by RNA polymerase II.
GGAGGUCCUGGCUGGGCCCCUCGACCCCCUGCCUGGCCCCCACCUCCUCCCCCAGCAGGGGAGACUGUCUUAGGAGCCUUGGAAGCUGGAGAAGCCAGGCCUUUGGGGAACCCUCUCUGGACAAGGCCGCAGAGUGUCAACGGCAGGUGAGGAUUCAGACCCCGGGGCUCCGGAGGUCCACGCCGGGGCUCGGCCUGGGGUCGGGGAGCCACCAAAGCAGGAAAGCUCCUCCACCCUCCUCACGAGCCCGAAAGGGAAACUGAGGCCCAGAGAAGCACGUGCGCUGGCCAGGGCCACGUGGCACGUUCCUGGAGGCCUGUGAGCCCCAGGCCAGACCCUGCUCCCUGCAUCUGAGAGGGCCUGGCAGGAGGAGGUCACCCAGAGCCAGGGGGGUCGGCUGGCCACUGUCCCCAGUGCUGUCCAUAUCUACCCAGAGGGCUUUCUGGACCAAGGAUCGUUCUGGACACUUGUGGAGCCCCAGACUCUGUGACCAGUCAACCAGGCCUACUACCUACUUCCAUGGAAGGUUUGCUACAGCUGACCAGCUGGUUGGUGGAAGGUUCUGGAACCAAAGCUUUUCCAGACUGCCUCCAAGGGCCCUUGGCUUCAGCAGGGAGGCAGGCUCCAAUCACGUGGACCCAGCUCUUCUGACACCACUACCUGGUCCUGGCCAUGACUUCCUCCCCCUGCAGCGUCCGGGGGUGAGGGACCAGGGCUCGCUGAAGAUGGAGGUGAAGAUCCACCCCACCCCCCAGGAGCCGUGUGGGCUCCAGACUUCUCUGACCCUAGCUGUGGGCAGGGGCAGGGGCUGGGGGGCCUCCUCAAGGUGGAAGGGACCCAGUGUAGCACCAUGGGCCCCACUCCAGGUCUGUGAAGGAGAGAGGCUCACGCGUGGAGCCUUGAGUAAUUCCUGCAAAGGCCCUUCAUUGCCAGGGCCGAGCCUUCAGUGCACAGAAAAGUAAACUGAGGCAGUCCCAGAGAGACGCCAUGGGCCAAGGUCACACGGCAGGGCAGUUCACGGUCUGAGGCGCUGCCUCCUGCCCUGGGCAGCCACAGAGAGGGACACAGCUCGCUGUACUGACAGCGGCCACUCCACCCAGGCCAGGUCUCAGACCCAGGCUGCAUGGGACCUCCCCCCAUUCCAGCUCUGACUGAGCCUGCUGGAUCCUGCGGGGGACACACCCUUCCUCCAGCAGACUGAAGCCAAGGGCUGUGCACACACAUGGAGGAUGCCUGGGGCCAGCCUCACACCCCCAGGAAGCCAUGACACCCCUCCAACGAUUGCCUGCCAUGGGCUUCAGACAGACCCUGGCUCCAGCUUCAGCUUCAGCCCCCUGACACCUGGGACCCUCACCACCCUCCAGGUCUCCUAACACAGCGCCUGAUCUGCCUGCCUGCAGCACCGCCAGCCUGGGCCCCCUCUGCAGCCUUCUGCUCUCCUCUCCCUCCCUCCCUCCCUCCCUCCAGCCCCCCUCCCGCUCUCACUCUACGUCACGAGAUGACGUUGGAAGCCUGGGAGGGAGGAGGAGCGCCCCCCUCCCCAGCCAGCAGCUCGCUCUGCAGUUUGCUUAGCCCAGCCUCCCUCUUGCCCGCCCCCCUUUUCUCUAAGCGAGCCCCCCACGCCUGGCAGGAGCUAUAUAAGGCGGCAGCAGGCAGGCGAGGGGGGCAGCACAGCAGAGCGGAGCCCGGGAGAGGAGAAAGUGAGAGCCGGAGCCAGAGACGGAGAAGCGAGCGAGAGGAAGCCACCGGCGCGGCGGGACAGAACGCAGGUGCUCCGGGCGCCGCGCCGGAGCUCGGCGGCUGCUUGCCAUGUACCGCUCCACCAAGGGCGCCUCCAAGGCUCGCCGGGACCAGAUCAACGCGGAGAUCCGGAACCUCAAGGACCUGCUGCCUCUGGCCGAAGCGGACAAGGUCCGGCUCUCCUACCUGCACAUCAUGAGCCUUGCCUGCAUCUACACUCGCAAAGGCGUCUUCUUCGCCGCAGGCACUCCUCUGGGGGACCCCACAGGGCUGCUCUCAGCCCAGGAGCUUGAAGACAUCGUGGCAGCACUGCCUGGCUUCUUGCUGGUGUUCACAGCUGAGGGGAAGCUGCUGUACCUGUCCGAGAGUGUGAGCGAACAUCUGGGACACUCCAUGGUGGACCUGGUUGCCCAGGGUGACAGUAUCUACGACAUCAUCGACCCGGCUGACCACCUGACUGUGCGCCAGCAGCUGUCCCUGCACUCUGCUCUGGACUCUGAUCGCCUUUUCCGUUGUCGCUUCAACACUUCCAAGUCCCUCCGGCGUCAGAGUGCAGGCAACAAACUGGUGCUCAUUCGAGGACGGUUCCAUGCUCACCCACCCGGAGCCUACUGGGCAGGAAACCCCGUGUUUACAGCUUUCUGUGCCCCACUGGAGCCAAGACCCCGCCCUGGCCCCGGCCCUGGCCCUGGCCCCGGCCCUGCCUCACUCUUCCUGGCCAUGUUCCAGAGCCGGCAUGCUAAGGACCUUGCCCUGCUGGACAUUUCCGAGAGUGUCCUAAUCUACCUGGGUUUUGAGCGCAAUGAACUGCUCUGUAAGUCAUGGUAUGGACUGCUGCACCCCGAGGACCUGGGCCACGCUUCUGCUCAACACUACCGUCUGUUGGCUGAGAGUGGAGAUAUUCAGGCAGAGAUGGUGGUGAGACUGCAAGCCAAGUCUGGAGGAUGGGCCUGGGUUUAUUGCCUGUUGUAUUCAGAAGGUCCAGAUGGUCCAAUCACUGCCAAUAACUACCCUAUCAGUGACACGGAAGCUUGGAGCCUCCGCCAGCAGCUGAGCUCUGAGAACACCCAAGCAGCCUAUAUGCUGGGCGCCUCGGCCGUCCUGCCUUCAUUCUCCGAGAACGUCCUCUCCCAGGAUCAGUGCUCUGGCCCGAACCCACUCUUCACCCCAGCCCUGGGGGCUCCCAGAAGCACCACUCUCCCCACCACUCCUGAACUGGGGGCUGUGUCAGCAUCAGAAGAACUUCCCAGAUCCUCAAAAGAGCUGGGCUUUGGCUACCUGGCCUUCCCGCCUGGUGCUGAGCCUUCUCUUCAAGCAGACGUAAGCAAGGAGCUGGUGUGCACCCCACCCUACACACCCCAGCAGCUGGGAGGCUGUGCUUUCCUCUUUAGCCUCCACGAGCCCUUCCAGACCCACCUGCCCACUCUAUCCAGCUCACUCCGGGAGCAGCUGACACCAAGCACCAUGACUUUCUCUGACCAGCUGACACCCAGCAGUGCGACCUUCCCAGAUCCACUGAUCAGCCCACUACAGGGCCAGCUCACUGAAACCACAGCCAGAAGCUAUGAAGGCCAGCUGACUCCCUGUACAUCCACCUUCCCGGACCAGCUGCUUCCCAGCACUGCCACUUUCCCAGAGCCUCUGGGCAGCCCCACCCAGGAGCAGCUGACUCCUCCCGGUACCGCCUUCCAAGCACACCUGAGCAGCACCAGCCAAACUUUCCCAGAGCAACUGAGCCCAAGUCCCACCAAGACUUACUUCGCCCAGGAGGGAUGCAGUUUUCUCUAUGAGAAGUUGCCCCCAAGUCCUAGCAGCCCUGGUAAUGGGGACUGCACACUUCUGGCCCUCGCUCAGCUCCGGGGUCCCCUCUCUGUGGAUGUCCCCCUUGUGCCUGAAGGCCUGCUGACCCCUGAGGCCUCUCCGGUAAAGCAGAGCUUCUUCCACUACUCUGAGAAGGAGCAGAGUGAGAUAGACCGUCUCAUCCAGCAGAUCAGCCAGUUGGCACAGGGCAUGGACAGACCCUUCUCAGCCGAAGCUGGCACAGGAGGGCUGGAACCACUUGGGGGGCUGGAGCCCCUCAACUCCAACCUGUCCCUGUCAGGGACUGGCCCCCCUGUGCUCAGUCUGGACCUGAAACCCUGGAAAGGCCAGGAGCUGGAUUUUCUGGCCGAUCCUGAUAGCCUCUUCCUGGAAGAGAUGCCUGUGGAAGACAUCUUCAUGGAUCUCUCGACUCCAGACCCCAAUGGGGAGUGGGGUGCCGGGGAUCCAGAGGCAGCGGUCCCUGGAGGGACCCCAUCGCCUUGUAACAACCUGUCCCCAGAAGACCACAGCUUCCUGGAGGACUUGGCUACAUAUGAAACCGCCUUUGAGACAGGUGUCUCAGCAUUCCCCUACGAUGGGUUUACUGAUGAGUUGCAUCAACUCCAGAGCCAAGUUCAAGACAGCUUCCAUGAAGAUGGAAGUGGAGGGGAACCAACGUUUUGAAUAAGUCUGUGACUUAACGUCGUCAAGUAUGGCAUAUUGUCAUCAAGACGUGGAGCCGCUCUCCACCCCCCCAAGGCAGUUGGGGGGAUUCUGGGGGCCACAGGGGGAUAGAGCUGAUUCCCUAGGCCCUGCAGGAUUUGGGGGGGGGAGGUGGGAGGGCAAGGGAGGGGAGCUACUUUUUAAAAUCUAGAGACUUCGAGCGAUCCCAGUUUCCAUUUCAAUUUGUAUUCACUCGUAGUGAGUUUCCUUGAAUGGGGCUCCCGGCGGAGAAUGGGGGAGUCUCUCCCCCUUCCCCCAUGCUGCCCCAUGGGCUUGGACCAGUUCUCCACUCCUGGGAGACCAAGUCCCCUCCCGGGCCUCGGUGGGGGGGGAAGCAGCACCCCCCCCCAGGCCAGCCUGUGCCCUGAGGGGCUCUUGACACCCACGUAGAAUUCUCUACACACCAGUAACGGGAUUUCAAUCCCGAUGGACUCUACCGCCCGCAUAGCGGCCCUUCUUGUGACUUUUGCACCCCGCGCCUGGGGUGGGGGGUGCGAAGAGAUGCUACAUUCCUUUCCGAUGGAGGAAGGCAGAACUGCCGCUGUCACACGUGUGCUUGCACGAGAGCGUGUACCUGGUGCGGGGCUCACCGGGGCGCCAGGCUGCCUGGGCCCUCCCAGGCGGCCACCUCGUGGUGCUGCGGUGACUUUGUAGCCAACUUUAUAAUAAAGUCCAGUUUGCCUUUCUGGUA